AUGACUUCGGUUGCCCACAACGUGCCCGAUAUUCCAUUGGAGCUGUGGCGUGAAAUCUUAUUUUGUUUGGCGAACCAGGAUAUCAAAUCUGUGCGCUUGGCAUCUAACCAAUUCUCCAUUGCAGUGGAACUCAACUUCUCACGAGUGUUCUUAUCACCCAAGCCCUUAAAUAUCGAAGUCUUCCGCGCGAUUGCCGACCAUGAUACUUUCCGCCACCAGGUAAAGAAAUAA
Molecule: messenger RNA, 231 nt
Organism: Penicillium angulare
Lineage: Eukaryota; Fungi; Ascomycota; Eurotiomycetes; Eurotiales; Aspergillaceae
Exons: 1
Coding region: 1-231 (76 amino acids)
Source: RefSeq, a predicted model, not a curated record